AGAAGAAAAAAAAAAGAAAAAAGCGCUGCGCCCACUCCAAUGAAAUAUCUCCCCACGGAGUCAGCUGCAGAUCGGAUCGAGCACAGUGAGACCAGUGCCAGUAAGAAACCUCGUCCCGGUGCUGUGGUCUCUUUGUUGACCCCUCUGGACCCAAUUCGCCAGGCAAAGCGGCUUCCUCUCCGAGUGAUCAAGAUGUUGACUGCGCACACUGGACACUUGCUACACCCGGAGUAUUUACAGCCUUUGACGUCCGUGCCAGUGAGCAUCGAGCUGGAUGCCAAGAAGAGUCCGCUGGCCCUGCUGGCGCAGACCUGCUCUCAGAUUGGUAAACCGGACCCUCCGUCCUCCUCCAAGCUGGGCUCCUCCUGUAGUCAGGGGGACAAGGAGUCUAGCAGUCGCUCGUCCAUCUCCAGCCUGAAGCUCGGGGAGCACCGCCCCUCCCUGGAGGACAAAUCUAGCUUUAAGCCCUACAACAAAGGCAGCGGAGACUGCCGCAGAGACGGAGUCACCAGCAGCAGCUCUAACGGCAGCAGUGAUAAAGUCGGGUUCAGGGUGCCCAGCAAUAAUGUCAUCACUAAUGGAAAUUCAACAAAUGGGCAGCAGUCUUAUCCGCCCCAUGCUGCCUCACCCAGCUCCAGAGCCAGCAGCAGCACCCCACCAGGACACACGCAGCAGCAGCAGCAGCAGCAGCCUCACAAACAGAGCCAGUCCUCCCCUGGUGGACAGGGCACGUCACACUCCCAGACACCUAAUGGAGAAAGCGCUCACGAGCAGGGCAGCCCCACCAGCACGAGCAGUGGCAGCAAUAACAGCCAUUCCAAAAAAGACACUGAAGUGAGCAAAGUGAACUCAGACAGCCCGCGCCACGCUAACUCCAGCCACGUUCGAGCCAGCACAAACUGCAGUAACGGCAGCUCUGACGGUGGCUCCAACCACGACGGAGGUAAAGCGGAGUCUGCCCAGCCCAACCUCGGCCAUGGACAUAUUACACCCCUCUCUCCUUAUAAAACAAGCCAACCACUCUUCCCCCUGCCUUCAUCUAACAUGGGCUACCACGGGUCUGUAGUGGGGGCCUACGCCGGCUACCCAUCUCAGUUUGUUCCUGGGCUGGACCCGACCAAGUCCAGCCUCAGCGUGGGAAGCAUGGGAGUUCCAGGAAAGCACCCGAGCUCCAGCCCUCUCACGGGCGCCUCCCCUCCCUCCUUCAUGCAGGGUUUAUGCAGGGACCCAUACUGUCUCAGCUAUCCGAGCGUAUCCCACCUCGGCGGGAGCAACUGCAACUCCUGCAUCCACGACCCUUCCUCCAACCUCAAAUCCAGCUUCCCGUUGGUGUACCCCUCCCACCCGCUCCACUCCCUCCACCCCAGUUCUCUGCCAUCCACCGCAUCCUCCUCCCUUUCCCAUCCCCUCUACUCGUACGGCUUCAUGCUCCCGAGCGACCCCCUGCCUCACGCUUGCAACUGGGUGUCAGCCGGGGGACCGUGCGACAAACGCUUCGCCACCUCAGAUGAGCUCCUGGCUCACCUGCGCACACACACGGCCCUGCCUGUAGGCAUGGACAGUAAGCUGCUCUCUGUUUCCUCCUCCGGACCUGCCUCCUGUCACCUUCACCUCCCCCACCAGAGCAGCCCGGGCUCCAUGGCCAGCUCGCUCUCCCUCAGAGCUCCCCACAGCCUGGGUUUAGCUCGCUAUCACCCCUACAGUAAGGUCCACCUGCCCCCUGGACCCUCCUCCAUCUCCCUGCACUCUCUGCCCACCACAGGCCCGUAUUACCCUCAUUACGCUCUCUACAGUCAAAGACUUGGAUCUGCAUCUGCUCUGGGCUACCAGUGAUACACCGUCUACUUACAUGUUUAAAGGAAUAGUUUGACAUUUUGGGAAAUAUGCUUAUUUUCUUUCUGGUGGAGAGUUAGAGGAGAAGAUUGUUACCACUCUGUUAGAUAUUAGCUUAGCUUAGCAUAAAGACUUGAAUCAGGUGGAAACUGCUAGCCUGGCACUGAAUGAAGGUAGCAAAAAGUCACCUACAAGCACCUCUAAAGCUCACAAAUGAACACAUUAUAUCUUGUUUGUUUAAUGAACAAAAA
Scomber japonicus (chub mackerel) is the source of this 2084-nucleotide messenger RNA. RefSeq names its product zinc finger protein 703-like. The record is from RefSeq and is a predicted model, not a curated record. NCBI's taxonomy places the organism in Eukaryota, Metazoa, Chordata, Actinopteri, Scombriformes, Scombridae. Bases 40 to 1833 code for a protein of 597 amino acids. The transcript has 2 exons. Gene Ontology annotation, biological process: negative regulation of DNA-templated transcription. Gene Ontology annotation, cellular component: nucleus.